Messenger RNA from Lathyrus oleraceus (garden pea), 854 nucleotides. Its product is annotated as S-adenosylmethionine decarboxylase proenzyme-like. Gene Ontology annotation, biological process: spermine biosynthetic process; spermidine biosynthetic process. Bases 297 to 821 code for a protein of 174 amino acids. Gene Ontology annotation, cellular component: cytosol. The transcript has 2 exons. NCBI's taxonomy places the organism in Eukaryota, Viridiplantae, Streptophyta, Magnoliopsida, Fabales, Fabaceae. The record is from RefSeq and is a predicted model, not a curated record. Gene Ontology annotation, molecular function: adenosylmethionine decarboxylase activity.
CCAAUUCUACCCACAUGAAUUGUGCUUGUUAACUUCACUCAAUCUUUUAUUAGUAUCGUUCAUUGAGAGGUUGAUGUUGUUGUCCGAACCUCUGAAAUAUCAGAAUUCAGGCGAGUAAGAGUAACCCUUUAAACGGUAGAAUGCAAGUAACUGAGCCUUAGCUAUUAAAAGCUCCAACCGAUCAAAACCUCCCGUUGGAAACUUGGAUAAAUCUUUCAAAUAUUGCAUAAGCUUCUCAGGUAGCAUUGUAGCAGAAAUACUCUAAUUUGAAGUUCGGGCUGCGGCGGUUAGAAGAAAUGCAGAAUUGGCAUGUCUACUAUGCCUCUUCUGAUUCCGUGAGCUUAGAAGAUUCUGUCUACACACUCGAGAUGUGUAUGACCGGCUUAGACCGAGAGAAAGCCUCCGUUUUCUUUAAAGAACAAACAGGUUCGGCUGCCGAGAUGACCGUCAACUCUGGCAUUAGGAAAAUUCUUCCAAAUUCUGAAAUUUGUGACUUUGAUUUUGAACCUUGUGGUUAUUCAAUGAAUUCUGUUGAGGAGCUUGCUGUAUCUACCAUUCAUAUUACUCCAGAAGACGGUUUCAGUUAUGCAAAUUUUGAGACUGCAGGAUACGAUUUGAAGGCAAUAAAUCUGAACGAAAUGGUGAUGAGGGUGCUAGCUUGUUUUCAACCAACUGAGUUUUCUGUAGCUGUUCACGUGGACAAUGCAAGCAAGUCAUUUGAGCAGGGGUGUUUGCUGGAUGUUAAGGGAUACUGCUUUGAAGAGAAGAGCCACCAAGGGCUUGGAAUGAGUGGAUCUGUUAAAUUCUUGAUGGGGCUUUGAUUGUUCAUUAGGAUUGUAUUUGUAGGAUUUAUG